GGGCAUAUUGACGAUGGAAGCAUCUACACCGCCUAUAUAAGUCAGACAGCGCACAUCAACAUUCAGUACAGUUGACUUCUACCUCUUUUGGAAGUAAAGCUGUGUUAGCUUUGCUCUCUUUUCACGUACACAAACAAGUAGAAAACAUGAAGGUUUUUAUUAUUUGCAUCGCUUUUAUAGUUGCUUUAGUAGCAGCUGCUGAUGAUGUGCCAGUCCAGCGGCGUCGUGUUCAACAGGCAACGACGGACGAAGCCCCCGAGUACCGUCGUCGCGUCCAGCCUGCAACUGAUGAGGCACCCAUCAUCCGUCGUCGUGCCCAGUCUGCCCGUUAUGUCCCUAAAACAUACGAGGAGCCAAAGGAUUACCCUAAGCCCGAGCCAUCGUACCCCGCUAAGCCCGAGCCAUCUUACCUCGCUAAGCCCGAGCCAUCGUAUCCCGCUAAGUCCGAACCAUCUUAUCCCGCUAAGCCCGAGCCAUCGUACCCCGCUAAACCAGCUACUUAUGAAGAACCAGUAGAGUACAAACCUCCAGCUUACGUCCCGUCUAAACAGCAAGAACCGGAGUACACCCAACCUGAACCUGCCUAUCCAGCUAAGCCUGUUUAUCGGCCUCGUCAGCCUGCUUAUCCUAAAGAGCAAGCUGAGCCAGAGUAUCCUCGUCCGGCAAUCAGGAAGCCCGCCUACAAGGCUGCUGAACCUGCUCCAUAUAAAGCUGACCAGGAAGAAGAGGAAAAGGAGGUAACAAGAGAACCGUACAACUUUGGUUACGCCGUCAAGGACGAAUACGACGAUUACGGUCGCCAGGAAGAAAGCGACGGCAAGGUGGUCACCGGAUCUUACCACGUAGUUUUGCCCGAUGGUCGUAAACAGAUCGUCAAGUACAGAGCCGAUCCCGAAACCGGAUUCACCGCUGACGUCACCUACGAAGGCGAGGCCAUUUAUCCCGAGUACAUUGAACCGACUCAAUCACCGUACAAGGCGGCCCUUGCCUACCAGGCUGAGCCUGCAUACCCUAGACCAUCUUACCCAAAGAAGCCUGAUUAUCCUAGUAGGCAAUCUUAUCCUAAAGAGCUAGCUUAUCCCGAGCCAGCUGCUCCAGCCCAGCCAGUUUAUCGCGAACCUGCUACCCCAGUUAAACCAGCUUAUCGCGAGCCUGUUACCCCAGCUAAGCCAGCUUACCGUGAACCAGUUGCCCCAGCUAAGCCAGCGUACCGUGAGCCAGCUGCCCCAGCUAAGGCAGCUUACCGUGAGCCAGCUGCCCCAGCUAAGGCAGCUUACCGUGAGCCAGCUGCCCCAGCUAAACCUGUCUAUCGUGAACCAGCUGCCUCAUCAAAGCCUGCCUACCGUGAGCCAGUCUAUGCCGAACCAAAAGCUCCAACUAAGCCUGUUUAUCGCGAGCCAGCCUACCCCGAACCAACUGCCGCACCCAAACCCGUUUAUCGUGAGGCAUCUUAUCCCGAACCCGCUUACCCCGAGCCUUCUUACAAGAGACCAUCGUAUCCUAAACCCGAAUAUCAGAAACCAUCUCAUGCCGGCAGACCAGUUUACCCAAACAGGCCAACUUACUCCGAGCCAGCUCCAUCAAAGCCAGCCUAUCGCGAACCAGUUUACAAGACCGAACCAAAAGCUGAACCAAAACCGGAACCUACACCUGAGGUAACUACCCCGGAAUACAAGACUACCACAACUACCCCUGCUCCUACUACAACAACUACCACUACCACCACACCAGCUCCUACCACUACCACAACUGAAGCUCCUUACACCGAGCCCACAUACCCUGAACCUUCCUACCCCGAAGAAGCCUACCCUACUCGACCACCAUACCCAGCAGAGCCAUCUUACUCUAGACCACCUUACCCGAAGCUUGAAUAUCCCAGCAGACCGUCCUAUCCAGAACCCGCCUACAACAGACCCUCCUACCCCGAGCCAGCUUACCCAUCCAGACCCGUCUAUCCUUACCCAGGCGAAGAUCGUCCAGAGCCUUCUUUCCCAGUAUACAGACCCGUUUACCAUCGUCCUGAACAAGACUCUGCCCCAGAGUACAGGUCCCCUCAACAGUAUGCGCCAGUAUGAAUAUAAUUUAACUCAAAAGUCUAUUAUUCUAAGCCGUCAAUAUGCAUCCUACUAAAAAAAACAGAUAAAAUCAUCUAUAUAUAAUGAGACGAUGAGUCGAUCCUUCAUUGUAGUGUGUAAGAAAAUGUGCUUCCUCAUUUUGUGUGUCUUACGAUAUUGAAUUC
Daphnia carinata is the source of this 2239-nucleotide messenger RNA. RefSeq names its product adhesive plaque matrix protein-like. NCBI's taxonomy places the organism in Eukaryota, Metazoa, Arthropoda, Branchiopoda, Diplostraca, Daphniidae. The record is from RefSeq and is a predicted model, not a curated record. The coding region runs from base 147 to 2075 and encodes 642 amino acids. The transcript has 3 exons.